This is a messenger RNA of Protopolystoma xenopodis, 531 nucleotides long. Lineage: Eukaryota; Metazoa; Platyhelminthes; Monogenea; Polystomatidea; Polystomatidae. The record is from the annotation of a GenBank genome assembly.
AUGCGCCGCGAGUCCGAGUCCGAGUCUGAGUCCGAGUCCCGUGGUCAAGACGGACGAACUGACCGGUUGUCUCGGACAAUCGAGAGGCCAGGCUCGAGGGCUGAACGCCGAUGCACCCGGUCCAGUACCUACCUUGUGACUGGUGUAGACGCUGAAGGCCUCGUUGUUGUUGCGGCAGAACACGCACAGGUCCAGCGUCGUCUCGACAAGCUGCGAGGCCCAGUCGUGGAGAUGAUCGAGCAGGCAGAAGAGCCGAAAGAGAUCUUCCGUGUCCACUUUGGCGUGCUCGUGGCCAAUGUCCGGAUCUACGAAUCUCAACAACGACACCAACGAGAAGUAAACCGACCAGACGACUAUCGAGGGGAAAAAAGUACCCUGGUUGCUUCUGUCAGGACCCAAAUGUCCAAACGUCAGAGCAUUGAGGGACGUCAAUGUUUAUUGACUCUGAUCGGCGCUGAAAGUGUCCUACCAGGCGGAUUGGUCUUCGAGGCAUCCUUCCUCGGACUCGGGCGAUUCGACUCGAGACAGUGA